AUGUGGUCCCGCCUCGCCCUCGUGGGCGCUUCCCUACACGUACGGAUACAGCCCCCCUCGGGACCCCAAUGCAACGACAAGGACAUUGUCCAGGGCGGCGUGUCCCGGGCUCUCGGGGCCAUUUUCGAAGACAAUUUCGUCCCCUGGAGGCUCCGGCCACGCAACUCGGAGUUCGAACCCGACGUGUACGCCAGCGACAAGAAAUGGGUCAAGUCUCUGACCAUCUCGCACGAGGAAAGGGAGGAUUCCUCGUGCUACAAGCCGGUGGCGGGUGAGGUGGACGAGUCCUACACGUUUGAGCUAACAAAAGAUGGCGAGGCGACGAUUGAGGCCAAGACGGCCAUUGGUGUGCUCCGUGCUCUGGAGACGUUUGACGAGCCGAAAUACCCGCACCGCGGCGUCCUACUCGACGUGGCGCGCAACUGGUACCCGGUCAAGGACAUUUUGCGGACGAUUGACGCCAUCUCGUGGAACAAGAUGAACCGACUCCACAUCCACAUCACGGACUCGCAGUCGUGGCCUCUCGACAUCCCCGCCUUCCCCGAGCUUUCGGCCAAGGGAUCGUACGGCAAGGGCCGCACGUACAGCCCGGCCGACCUCGACCGCAUCCAAGAGUACGGCGCCCACCGCGGUGUCGAGGUGAUUCUCGAGAUCGACAUGCCGGGCCACAUUGGGUCCGUGGCGGAGGCGUUCCCGGAGCUGAUUGUAGCGUACAACCUCAUCCCCUACCAGUGGUGGUGUGCGCAGCCGCCGUGCGGCGCGUUCAAGCUCAACAACACGGACGUGGACCAGUUCCUCGAGACGCUGUUCGACGACCUUUUGCCCCGUGUCGCGCCUUACUCGGCCUACUUCCACACGGGCGGCGACGAGCUGAACAAGAACGACUCGAUGCUCGACGACGGCGUGCGCUCCAACGAGACGGCGGUGCUGCAGCCGCUGCUGCAGAGGUUUAUCGACAAGCAGCACGGUCGGGUCAGGAAGGCGGGUCUGGCGCCCAUGGUAUGGGAGGAGAUUCCGCUGGAGUGGAACGUGACGAUUGGUAAGGACGUGGUGGUGCAGACGUGGUUGGGCAAAGACUCGGUGAGCAGCCUCACGGCGGCGGGCCACAAGAUUAUCGACAGCAACUACAACUUUUGGUACCUCGAUUGCGGACGAGGCGCAUGGCUCAACUUUGAGAACGGCGAAGCGUACCAGCAGUUUUACCCAUUCAACGACUGGUGCGGGCCGACCAAGAGCUGGAGACUGGUCUACUCGCACGACCCGGCGGCGGGACUCAGCGAGGAGCAGGCCAAGAACGUGCUCGGAGGGGAGCUGGCAGUCUGGAGCGAGACGAUUGACCCGGUGACGUUGGACGGCAUCAUCUGGCCGCGGGCUAGCGCGGCGGGUGAGGUCCUCUGGUCGGGUCGACAGGACGCGUCGGGCCAGAACCGGAGUCAAUACGAUGCCUCGCCGCGACUUGCGGAUAUGCGAGAGCGCAUGGUGGCGCGGGGCGUGGGUGCAGCGGCGAUUACCCAGCUUUGGUGCACGCAGUCGCAGAAUCCCGAGGAAUGUGCUUACAUUGUAUAA
Messenger RNA from Parascedosporium putredinis, 1566 nucleotides. NCBI's taxonomy places the organism in Eukaryota, Fungi, Ascomycota, Sordariomycetes, Microascales, Microascaceae. The record is from the annotation of a GenBank genome assembly.